Colletes gigas is the source of this 3118-nucleotide messenger RNA. Its product is annotated as NAD kinase-like. Gene Ontology annotation, biological process: NAD+ metabolic process; NADP+ biosynthetic process. The record is from RefSeq and is a predicted model, not a curated record. Lineage: Eukaryota; Metazoa; Arthropoda; Insecta; Hymenoptera; Colletidae. Bases 415 to 1737 code for a protein of 440 amino acids. Gene Ontology annotation, molecular function: NAD+ kinase activity. The transcript has 9 exons.
GCGGUACUCUCGUCACCGUUGUCGUUCAUUCACUCAGAAUUCCGGUUCCGAGGCCUCGUUUCUAAACCGUUCUUGCAUUUUCUGCAAUCGAUUUCACGCUAAAGGUCUCCCCAUGGGGCAUCGCGAGACUUUUGCGAGCAGUUCUGUAAGUUCGAGCACCGUAUCGACGUUAAAGUAACUAGUACGCCAUGCGAAAACGCUCGUAAAUGUUCGUCGGUCGCGACGUUACUUUUAACUAGAAUUUCGUCCUUGGUUGAACAUGCGUGCGGUCUUGUCGAAAGUUCGUUUCAUGGGACACGUGUUGCGUCGAUGGAUCUUGUAAAGCCAGUGAGAACGAAUCGCCGAAAAUGCGUAACUCGGUCAGCGGGUUUGCGGGACGUUGUUGAAACGAUUCGAAAAGGAGAUGAUUAACGGAUGAUGGAAAUGGUGAGGGAAAAGCCACGACGACGAAGCGUAAGCGAAAUGCUUGACUGGAGGUGCAUCGCCAAGAAUAAAGGAAGCAUCAGCAUUGACGAUGCCUAUAAGGAUGUGCCCUUCCUCGAGGAUUACGACAAGGACCCGGAAAUGCGUCGCAGGAAACGUUCCGGCACUUGGCCGAGAACGAGAAGUCUGAAUGCACCGAAUCCUAUUCAACAGUUCGGCCCAUGCGGGCGUAUUAUGAAAAAUUCCGCAAUGGUCAUGACCAUACAGGACCCUGCCUCUCAGAGGCUGACGUGGUACAAGCCGCCUCUCACUGUUCUGGUCAUCAAAAAAGUCCGUGAUUCGUCGGUAUUGCCACCGUUCGUCCAAUUAGUCACCUGGCUAAUAGAAGAAAAACGGAUGGUAGUUUUCGUCGAAGCAUCCGUCUUGGAGGAUUCAGCCUUGGCUAGGGACCCCAGAUUCGAGGGUGUUCGAGACAGGCUGCAAACCUUCAGGGACGGUACGGACGAUUUGCAGGAUCGUAUCGACUUCAUCGUCUGUUUGGGUGGCGAUGGAACUCUUCUCUAUGCAAGUUUGCUCUUUCAACAAUCCGUUCCACCUGUAAUGGCGUUUCAUCUUGGUUCGUUAGGAUUCUUAACGCCCUUCGAAUUCGACAAUUUCCAGGAACAAGUAACAAAUGUAUUAGAAGGUCACGCGGCCUUGACCCUGAGAAGUCGACUGAGAUGUAUCAUCAUGCGGAAAGGAGAGGAGGGUAAACCGGCCAAACCACCGACAAAUCUUCUGGUGCUGAACGAGGUCGUGGUUGAUCGUGGCCCGUCUCCGUACCUCUCGAAUAUCGACCUCUUCAUCGACGGCAAACACGUGACCAGCGUGCAGGGUGAUGGCCUGAUCGUGAGCACACCGACCGGGUCGACCGCGUACGCCGUUGCAGCCGGAGCCAGCAUGAUUCAUCCUUCGGUACCUGCCAUCAUGAUCACGCCGAUCUGCCCUCACUCCUUGUCCUUCAGGCCGAUCGUUGUGCCAGCCGGCGUCGAGCUAAAGAUUUCUGUUUCACCCGACAGCAGAAACACGUCGUGGGUGUCCUUUGACGGUAGAAAUAGACAAGAGCUCUUCCACGGUGACAGCUUAAGAGUGACCACGUCUAUAUACCCAGUGCCUAGCAUUUGCGCGGCUGACCAAAUUACCGACUGGUUCGACUCUCUGGCAGAGUGUCUGCAUUGGAAUGUCCGCAAAAAGCAGAAACAUUUGGACGAGCUGAGCGAUCUGACCCACUCGUCCAGCAACGAUACGCUGGACUCGCUCGACCGCGACAGCUAGGCCAGGCAUACGAGUCACAACAGAUUGUGGCGAAAUCAGCGAUAUCAGCCCAAAUUCAAAGAAUCAGUGCAUUUUAUCAUCUUCGGGGUCUGAUACGAAAGUCAGUGACUCGUUACAGAAACCUCACGGAAAACACAUAUUACAUUCAUAGCCAUGCAUGGCCCUGUGUUUACACCAUCAUGAGAAUAGAAGAGUGACACCUCGUUAGAUAGUUGUUAUAAAUGCGAAAACUCAUACACCAUCAUCCAGGCACAAUAAUGGCGUUAAAUUAACACUGAACGAAAAUCAAAUUCUGCAAAUGGCGAACGGUAUAUUAAGACAAUCGUAAAAAGAAUUCAAGAUGCUGGGCAAGAAGGUCUUUGUCGAUAGAUGAACUACGUUGUAAGAAUUCUUGCUUAUUUACGGUGAAUUUGCGGAUACACGUUCCUGAUCGUGAUGUAAACAUUUGUAGGUGUAGCUAGCUAUAUGAAUUUGGUGCAUUGAAAAGCACAACGGAACGAUCGUAUCAAAUUUUGGUAUUCGCGUCAAAUUCAUAGCUGUACAAUUCGCGUACGUUCAUUGAAGCGGGGCUACAUAUUCUGAAAUAAAUUUCAUAAGUCUGUUAGAUCGUGUGUCUAAAAUGGGCUACGUUCGAUGAGAUUUGUAUUAGACACUUUUGUCUCGUUUUGAUUUCGCAAAUUUGUCUUUGAACCGGCCGUCAAAUUUGUUGUCGGGUUCUUAACGACAUUAGGUGCAAUCCUUCUUUCUUAUUUUGAGGAAAAACGUGUUCUAACUAAAAUUAACGCAUCGUUCGUUCGAGAGGAUGCAGCGCUCAAAAAUUGGGUACAAAUACAAAAAAGGGAUACUAAUAAUUAAAAUAUUAAAAAAGUAGUAUAAUAAAAUUCCUGUCAUAGGAUGACAGGAUCUUCUUCAUGAUAACUAUGAAAAAUAUUUUUGUGCAAUUCAAUCAUGAAUUGCAUUUCAUUUUAUGUAGUGGAAAAACGUAACAAGGCAACAUCCUUAAUAUUGUAUAUUACUGGGCAAUCAUAAUACUAAAUUGCUUCAUGAUGAAUUUAAAAACAGCGUUCCACAUUGAGCGAUCAUAUUUAUUUAUUACUACACGUAUGUGUUUCUUGAUGCAUUUUACAUCACCAGUUUAAAUGAAUUUUUUGCUUUAUACUCGGAUAUAAAUUCCGUUCAGUUUCUCAGAGCGAUUUACUAAUUGCAGUAAGCAAAGCACGCAGGCUCAGAUCAGCUAUUAAAAAAAAAAGAAAAUAAUUCGUUGUCAGUAAUUUUCACGUUUUGACAACGAAAAUGGUCUAAUUGUGGAUUAUUCUGUUGUAAAUGUUGAUUGUAAUUUCCUAUAAAUGAGAAUUUUUAAUAAAAUCAUUUUUGUACAGAA